UUGUAACACGAAAUAUGAGGCUCAAUUUACAAAUGAUGCUACCCACGUCCACCUUUUCUCUUUUUCCUCUCUCCAUUAUUGCAUACAUCCAUCCAUCCAUACACGUCCUUAUCAUGCAUUCCUUUUUUAUAUUCUUCUCUAAAAACAAUAUUGUCUCCUUUUCUCUAACCCCCUUCACCUUUUUCUUUGUUUUUUCCAAUUAAAAAAGAAAUAUGCCUACCAUAUCUGAAAUCUCAUCUUCCUCUUCUCCAUGUUCAUGGCAAUUAGAAGAUGAAGCUAUAAUUUCUUCUCCUUUAAAAAUUCAAUUGGUUUCUAAGUCAGUAUCAGAGAGGCUGCUCUCUAAAUUCUCUGAUUUAACAGAAUUUGAUUUUGAUUACUCUAAGAGUGGAUUGUGGUCUCCUCCAAUCGAAAGAAGCCACGUGUUAUCAGGCUCACCAACUGGGGAAAUACUUUCGCACAGACAAAUGACUGCUAAAUUGAAUAAAGUAUUGAAGAGACAUCAGAGAAGAAGACGUUGCUUCAAUGCAUGUUUAUGUUCUCCAAAGAGAUUCUGAUCUGAAGCCAAAAGUAUUUUUGCAAGAUCUUCGAUUUAUUGAGAGACUAAGAAAAUGGAGGAAAGUUCUUUUAGUUUCUAACUACUAAUGUAAUUACGUAUUAAUUUAAUUAUUAUAUAGAGGAAGGGAUAAUUACUUGA
Molecule: messenger RNA, 694 nt
Organism: Solanum dulcamara
Lineage: Eukaryota; Viridiplantae; Streptophyta; Magnoliopsida; Solanales; Solanaceae
Exons: 2
Coding region: 213-554 (113 amino acids)
Source: RefSeq, a predicted model, not a curated record